ACAGCGGUCCUCGAGUCAACUUUCAAUCCUCUCUGCCGCUUUGCUUCCCGCUCGCCAUUCUCUUCUCAGAAGAUGGCUGUUUGGAGAAGGGGGAGAAGUUAGGGGGUCGCUGGAGCAGGGCGAAGGAAGACGCAACAAGCCGCAGCAGGAGCUGGUGGAGAUUUCUCCUCUGCCAGCCUCUCUUGGACUGACGUCUGCAGCUGAACAGAGGCUGUGAACCCUCAUCCUAACCCACGGAGAGACCUUAUCCUGAUUCCCAUGAUGAGCUCCCCGGUGCAGCCCGAUGGGGUGGCUGGACGAGAGCAGCUCUUGGCUCAGCAAAGAAUGCACAGUAUGAUCAGCUCAGUGGAUGUGAAGUCAGAGGUUCCUGUGGGCCUGGAGCCCAUCUCACCUUUAGAUCUGAGGACAGACCUCAGGAUGAUGAUGCCUGUAGUGGACCCGGUUGUCCGUGAGAAGCAGCUGCAGCAGGAGUUACUCCUCAUCCAGCAGCAGCAACAAAUUCAGAAGCAGCUCUUGAUUGCCGAAUUUCAGAAACAGCAUGAGAACUUGACACGACAGCACCAGGCUCAGCUUCAAGAACAUAUCAAGGAACUUCUAGCCAUAAAACAGCAGCAAGAACUCCUAGAAAAGGAACAGAAACUGGAGCAGCAGCGGCAAGAACAGGAAGUAGAGAGGCAUCGCAGAGAACAGCAGCUUCCUCCUCUCAGAGGCAAAGAUAGAGGACGAGAAAGGGCAGUGGCAAGUACAGAAGUAAAACAGAAGCUUCAGGAAUUCCUGUUGAGUAAAUCAGCAACGAAAGACACUCCAGCUAAUGGAAAAAAUCAUUCCGUGAGCCGCCAUCCCAAGCUAUGGGCUGCCCACCACACGUCAUUGGAUCAAAGCUCCCCACCUCUGAGUGGAACGUCUCCAUCCUACAAGUACACAUUACCAGGAGCACAAGAUGCAAAGGAUGAUUUCCCUCUUCGGAAAACUGCCUCUGAGCCCAACUUGAAGGUGCGGUCCAGGUUAAAACAGAAAGUGGCAGAAAGGAGAAGCAGCCCCUUACUCAGGCGGAAGGAUGGAAAUGUUGUCACUUCAUUCAAGAAGAGAAUGUUUGAGGUGACAGAAUCUUCAGUCAGUAGCAGUUCUCCAGGAUCUGGUCCCAGUUCACCAAAUAAUGGGCCAACUGGAAAUGUUGCUGAAAAUGAGACUUCAGUUUUGCCACCUACUCCUCAUACUGAGCAGAUGAUUUCACAGCAACGCAUUUUAAUUCAUGAAGAUUCCAUGAACCUGUUAAGUCUUUAUACCUCUCCCUCUUUGCCCAACAUCACUUUGGGACUUCCAGCAGUGUCAUCUCAGCUCAAUGCUUCGAAUUCUCUCAAAGAAAAACAGAAGUGUGAGACGCAGACCCUCAGGCCAGGCGUUCCUCUGCCUGGGCAGUACGGGGGAAGCAUCCCAGCAUCUUCGGGCCACCCCCAUGGCACGCUGGAGGGAAAGCCUAACAGCAGCCACCAGGCUCUCCUGCAGCAUUUAUUACUGAAAGAACAGAUGCGACAGCAAAAGCUUCUCGUGGCUGGUGCCGUUCCCUUACAUCCUCAAUCUCCCUUGGCAACAAAGGAGAGAAUUUCACCUGGCGUUCGAGGUACCCACAAAUUGCCCCGUCACAGACCCCUGAAUCGAACCCAGUCCGCACCUUUGCCUCAGAGUACAUUGGCUCAGUUGGUCAUUCAGCAGCAACACCAGCAAUUCUUGGAGAAGCAGAAGCAAUACCAGCAGCAGAUCCACAUGAACAAACUGCUUUCGAAAUCUAUUGAACAACUGAAGCAACCAGGCAGUCACCUCGAGGAAGCAGAGGAAGAGCUUCAGGGGGACCAGGCGAUGCAGGAAGACAGAGCGCCCUCUAGUGGCAACAGCACUAGGAGCGACAGCAGUGCUUGUGUGGAUGACACACUGGGACAAGUUGGGGCUGUGAAGGUCAAAGAGGAACCAGUGGACAGUGAUGAAGAUGCUCAGAUCCAGGAAAUGGAAUCUGGGGAGCAGGCUGCUUUUAUGCAACAGGUAAUAGGCAAAGAUUUAGCUCCAGGAUUUGUAAUUAAAGUCAUUAUCUGAACAUAAAAUGCAUUGCAGGUUUUGGUAAAUGGAUGUCAUUUCCUAUCAGAUUAUAGCUCUGGAUGAUUUGCUUUUAGUGUUUAAGGCAUCUUAGACAGAUAUAUGUAUACAUCUAUAUAGAGAUCUCUUUAUACAUACAGAUCUCUGCGUAGAUGUCAAGGUUUCAUCGAAACGCGACUGGCAAGCAAAUACUUGUUACACUAAAAUUAUGCGACAUAAGUAUACAAGUGAUGAAUAGGCUUUAUAUUGUUCCAACACCUGUCAUACCAAUUACUUCUAAGGAAAAUGAGCUCACUGUUGGUUUUAGUUUAUUUGUUGAGAUCAGCCACUGCUGGACAUAGUUUCCCAGUCUGAUCAAUGAAGCAUUCUAUUAGUUCUUGAUUUUUUUGGACAUGCCGAGUGCAAUUUUCAUAUCACUGUACAUAUUGUAUCAUAACACAGUCUUGAACACUGUUAAAGGUAGUCUGCCCUUCCUUCCUCUCUCUUUUUUCUUUGGUAGAAAUGUACUGAUUAAAAUGCCAGUAGCCGUAGGUUUGGGUAUAGAUUGCAACUGCAAAUACUAGGAAAAGAGGUGAUUUUAAAUUUCUACAUGCAAAUUGCAGAACUAUUUUAAAUAUUCUAUUAUGUCUCAGGUUGCACUGCUCGUUUUACUUUAAUCUUGUGUUAUUUGAUGACACUGUUUAUUGAAAAAAAAUCAAAUGAAGCAGAUGCAAAUGUUGACAAGAAAUAGUGUACAGUUCUGUGGUCCAAUCAGAUACUAUAGUGUAUCUACAAUUGCAGAAAACAUACUCAAGUAUGAUUAUUUUCUGAUAUUAAGUAAAAAAUCACUUUUAAAGAAGAAGAUCUGUCACAUUUACGAUCAUUAUCACUAGGAUCUCUUAAGUAUAAUUCUGUAAAGACACAGCAUAUAACAUAAUAUUUUGGCAAAUAAAAAAUUAGGGAAGUUAGGUUAAACAAAAGAAUCUACUUGUACAUAAUGCACCUUCAUAAGGACUAUGUCCUUUGAUGUUAUGAAAUUCAAACAACUUUAAAGGCAACUGAAGACAAUGUUUAUUUUAGUCAAUUCUUUGUCAGGUUCCUGCUGUUCUACAGAAAAGUGAUUUUGUGAGGCUAAACAGGAAAUGCCUUGUGGAAACAGGAAGUCCAAAUGAUUCAUGAACUGAGGAAUGUAGGGGAAAAAAAAAGCUGAGGAUAGUGUUUUACUCUUUCUGUUUUUAAAGGGCACUCUAUGAAUUGAUUUAUUGUCUAAGAAAAUAACACCACAAGUAGGGAAAUUGUUAAGGAAGCUUUUCACUGAAACAUUUCCUUCAUAUUCCCUUUUGAUAUUUUUACCUUGUUUUAUAGGUUUACUUUUGUUAAGCUAGUUAAAGGUUCAUUGUAUUAAGACCCCUUUAAUAUGGGUAAUCCAAAUUGACCUAGAAUCUUUGUGAGUUUUUUUCUAUUAAAAUAUUUAUAUUUCUAAAUCUGAGGUAUUUUAAGGUACAGUAUCCUGUUUCAAAGGAGAUAGAGUGGUUUUGCCAAAUGUAGACAUUAUUCAACUGUAUGUUAUUGGCACGUGUUGUUUACAUUUUGCUGCAACUUUAAAAAAUAUUUCUUAAAAAUGUGACUGCUAAAGAUACAUUAUCCUUUUUUAAAAAGACUCCAUUCAAAUUAAGUUAACAUAAUUAGAAGCUUAAAAGUUUAAAACUUUUCCAUAUAAUGAACGUCCUUCUGAUAAUUUGACUAAUAGCUGUAAUAGGCAUCACUCCCUAUCACCAAUAUAUUUUGGUUAAUAUAUUCCUUCAAAUUAAAAUGACUUAUUUGUCAAUUGCAUUAAUAAUAUGGCAUCCCUAAGAUAAAAUUGUAUCUUUUUCCAUAUUAUAAAUAUUCGUUUUUCUUCAGUCUUUUUUCAAUCUCAUAAAAAAGGGAUAGUGCAUCUUUUAAAAUACAUUUUAUUUGGGGAGGAACAUGUGGCUGAGCAGACUUUUGUACAAUAUUACUUAAAAGAUAUGUAAUCACACACAAAACUAUUUUUUAUAAUGUCAUUGGAGAGAGCUUCAUCAGUGGAGUUGGUGGACUUUAAUUGUUGAAUUUGAGUCUUUGACUUUAAAGAAACUACCUGGAACCAGUGGAAAGGAAAGCUGGACUUAAUCUUAGAUCUAAUUGAUAAAUGUCUCUUACUUUUAAAAUCUACUGUAUUUAUUAUAAUUUGCACCCUUGAAGGUGAUCUCUUGUUUUGUGUUGUAAAUAUAUUGUUUGUAUGUUUCCUUUCUUGCCUUCUGUUAUAACAAGUCUCUUCCUUUCUCAAAUAAAGUUUUUUUUAAAAGA
Messenger RNA from Choloepus didactylus (southern two-toed sloth), 4395 nucleotides. It is a transcript of the gene HDAC9, whose product is annotated as histone deacetylase 9. The coding region runs from base 259 to 2088 and encodes 609 amino acids. Lineage: Eukaryota; Metazoa; Chordata; Mammalia; Pilosa; Megalonychidae. The transcript is spliced from 13 exons. The record is from RefSeq and is a predicted model, not a curated record. Gene Ontology annotation, biological process: negative regulation of transcription by RNA polymerase II; chromatin organization. Gene Ontology annotation, cellular component: histone deacetylase complex. Gene Ontology annotation, molecular function: histone deacetylase activity.